This is a messenger RNA of Paraphaeosphaeria sporulosa, 4602 nucleotides long. RefSeq lists its product as uncharacterized. Lineage: Eukaryota; Fungi; Ascomycota; Dothideomycetes; Pleosporales; Didymosphaeriaceae. The coding region runs from base 56 to 4111 and encodes 1351 amino acids. The record is from RefSeq and is a predicted model, not a curated record. Gene Ontology annotation, biological process: piecemeal microautophagy of the nucleus; positive regulation of protein phosphorylation; autophagy of peroxisome. Gene Ontology annotation, cellular component: Atg1/ULK1 kinase complex; phagophore assembly site membrane; extrinsic component of membrane. Gene Ontology annotation, molecular function: molecular adaptor activity; protein kinase binding. The transcript has 2 exons.
CUUUCUCCUCCACGAGCUGACCAGGCAGAAGCUGUGCAGCUGGAGCGGGCCCCGAAUGUCGCUGCAGAUAGCUGUAGCUCAUACGGGCCAGCGUUUUGACGCUGAUCCCGUCGGCUUCAAUUCGGUCGAUGCGCUGAAGCAGUGGAUCGCGACCGUAGUGAACAUACCGCCCGAGCACCAGAUACUACUGACGCCGCGCGGGAAGCACGUAAAGCUGCAGACACUGCUGACAGAGAAGGACCUCUUCGUCUACGAUCGCGAGCUCUCCGCUGUGUCCCAGGCUGCCUCCAUCGAAGCACCGCUCCCCGAACCCUUUGCCCCCGAUGACCCACCCGAUACCUUAUCCAGCCACACCGACCUCAGAGCAUGGCAGACACUAUUCCAGGCCCGCCGCGACUGGGCCUACGCUGUCCUGGAGCAGGCACUCUCCAUGUCCCGCGCGGCCUCCCAGACCUUCGCCGAGCAAGCAACCAUAGAGAAAGCAACGCAAGUUGCUGUCGGAAAUCCUGGCGCACACGUCAAAGGUUUAGAGCAGAAACACCGCGAGGCAAAGGAGUGGUUCGAUGGGGUCGAGAAAGAAGCAGUCGAGAACCUGCGAAGACUGGAUGCGGAUUAUGGUCAACUGGGGGCAAUACCAGCCAAGGGCGAAUUCAUUCAAUUCUUGGCCAAGGAGUUACGAUCGGCGCAAACAGUACAGAGCGUCCGCAAGAGCUCCUCUGCUGGUCGGGCAAUGUCUCUGCAGGACUUUCUGGACUUUGACUCGAUUAAACAAGCCACAGGCGUGAGCAAAGCCGUUCGCGAAGUGUUCAAGAAACAUUUGGCGGACAUGGGUGCUCAAGUGGAGAGGAUCGGUGGCGAAUACAACGACCUUCAGGGCGCGGCAGGGCAGAGUCAAAGUAGGUCAUUGGUAGACGACUCGGAGGAACCCCCUCGGCUGUACAACGAGAUCGAUCUGGUGGUCAAGAAAGUAAAUUCGGAUCUGGGACACGUCAUGGGCCUCCCUUCAGAUCCCAAAUCGGUGGCCUCGGUAUCCAAGAUGGCAUUACUGCAUACCCGAAAUUUCCUACCUGCGAUCAAGGAGUACAGCAUCGAGAUGAGCGAUCUGGUCAGACGGUCUGUAGAGCAGAAGAACAACGCGGUUCGGGGCGCAGUUGAGAGCAUGCGCGGAGUUGCUGAUAUCGGAUCCAAUAUAGCGAGACUUCACGCGGAACUGGACAACAUUAAUCUCCCGCCAGAAGGCAUGGCUGCGUUUGAGUUGAUAUCGCUCGUCGGAAGACUGCCUUUUGUCUAUGGGACACUCAUGGUCGAAUCCGUGCGCCGGCGCGAAUGGGCUGAGAAGAUGCAGAGAGAUACAUCAUCGCUUGCCGAAGAGAUGGCUACGUUCCAAGAAGAAGAGGACCGCCGCAGAAAGAAAUGGCUGAAACAGGUCUCGGAUGUGGUCAACCUGGAGGCUGUACAGACGAGCCCAUCGGGCUUCGAGAUGAACAUCCAGCCUGAGAAGAAUUGGCCAGAAGUCACUCGUGUCGAGCUCAACGACUACCACAAGAUACUGCAAGGGCUCGAAGGACAGAGUACUGAGGCUGAGACGCUGGCUCAGACCAUCAAAGACCUGGACCGGCCUACGCGGCAGCAAGUCAAGCGCGCAAAAGCCUUCAAGAUGGGAAGUGUUCAUGAGCCUGCCUUUGGCAAAAAUUCCCAGCUUAUGUUGAGAGGAGACGAAGAGCUUCGCGUGCUGAAAGAGGCAAAUGCCAAGCUAGAGGACGAACUAAGGGGCUCCAAGAGUAGAGUGCGACGCUUGGAGGAUGUCCUACACCGCCAGAACCACAUCAAUAGGCUCUCGAUUGGAGGUGGUAUGCCAUCUUUUGGACCGCAGAGCCCUGCUGAUCCCUCCACCCCGACAAUCGAGGCACCAUCCCCUGGGCCAAUGGUAGAACAUUCUCGAAGAUCGUCAGUGUCUUCACGGCGUUUCUCUACGAAUCAAGGCCAAGACGACAAGCGUCGAAUUGUACGCCUAGAGCAAGAACUGGCGACUGAGAAGGAGGCACGCACCAGUCUUGAGAAAGAGGCACAAGCGAAGAAAGACGAAGAGUUGACACUGCAAACACAGAUCAACGAAGCGGUUUCUACCAAAGCUGAGCUCAUGGAGAACAUGAAAGCACAGCAGAAGGAAUUCGCUGAUGAGCGACGCUCCUUGGAACAAGAGAUACAGGCGUAUAAGAGCAAGAUCGAAGAGGCUGAGGAUGAGCUAGAUCGCGUACUUGGCAGUCGUGACCACGAGCGGACAGGCGUCGAUGCAAAAAUUCAGGAACUGGUGGCUGAGAUUGAGAGGGUCCGUAAACACGCCGCAGAGCAAAGCAAAGAAGCAAAUAAGCGGGUUGCCGACGUACGAGCCGAGCUUGAAAAACGGAAUAGAGCGCACGACGAGCAAUACCAAUCACUCUCCAACGCAUUCACUCAUCUGCAGCCCGCUACAGAAGUCCCUAGCGACACCCAGUCGCUGGUCAGGCAUAUCGAAGUUCUGGCUGAGCGUUCUUCAGAUCACCUUCAUGCGCUCCAACAAGCUGUAGCGAUGGCAAAAGCAGAGAACGAGAGUGCUCGUCGCACAGCAAAUGAGCAAGAAACGGCCCUGAAGUCUAAGCUCGUCAAUGAGGAGACGACAACACUGUCCUUACGUGAGCAGUUGGACAAGGCAAAUGCAAAGGUCACAUCUAUCUCCACAGAGCUCGACGAAGAACGCCAACACCUCCAUGAUUUGAGGGCCAAGUUCGCAGAAGGUGAAACAGGUUCCGAAGCACUCAGAAAGCGUGUGGAAGAGGAAGAAGAGAAACUCGGGCGACUCCAGAUGGAACUCGCGGAGGAGAGAGGCCACUCAAACAGCCUGGAUGUCGAGCUUAUGCACCUGCAGAAGAAGAUCCUAAAGUACGAAGAAUUUGAUUCUUCAAGAACCCACGAGCGAUUGCGCCGUGCCAAGGAACUCAGCAAGCGCGUAUACUCGCAACAGGAUCGUUUGCUUCGUCUCGUAGAUUCGCUCGGAUAUGUCAUCACUUUCGAAGACGGCACCAUGACCUUGCAUCGAGCGUCAAAGGUCGGUAAUAGCACGACACUGUCCGACACCAUCGGUCUGGGCAGGAGCACUACCACGCCUUCGCCUACACCUCUGAAGCAGCAGCUUGAGAACUACGCUGACCUUGCAUUCCUACACUGGACGGAGUCGACAGAUCCCGAGGAAGAGGACCAACGCUACCACGAGCUCAUGGACAACCUCAACAGAUUCGAUCUGGACACUUUCUGCGAGUUCUUUUCUAAGCGCAUGCGAGACAUUGAAUACACAGCUCGUAAAUUCAAGCACGAGACCCGUGCCUACCGCGAGAAAGCCAAAGCUCUUCAGACCGAAUCGCACAACAAGAUCGCCUACCGCUCAUUUAAAGAAGGCGAUCUAGCCCUCUUCCUCCCUACGCGCAACCAGGCCACCCGACCCUGGGCCGCCUUCAACGUCGGAGCCCCGCACUUCUUCCUCCGCGAAGAAGAAUCGCACAGACUGCAAGGCCGCGACUGGCUCGUAGCGCGCAUCUCCAAAGUUGAAGAGCGUAUCGUCGACCUCUCCAAAACAAUUGACACAGCAGCCCGCGCCUCCAUCGACGGCCGCUCCGUUGCCUCCAGCAGCGCCGUCUCCUUCGAAGACGACAACCCCUUCGAGCUCUCCGACGGGCUGCGGUGGUAUCUCAUCGAAGCCACCGAAGAGAAGCCCGGCGCGCCGGGCGGCCCCGGGCUCGGCAAGUCUGCCGCCGCCGCCGCAGUAACCCGCAUCGACGGGCAAGGCAAAAUGGAAAAGAAAGCCCCCGGCGCCGACCCCGCGAAGACGCUGGGCAAGUCGCUCGACAGCCGGCGCAGCAGCGGAACUAGCAGGAAGAGCGUCCCCGUGGUGAGCCACCGCAACUCAAUGGACGUCGGCGAGGCGGUCGUGGACUCGGGUCCUAAUUCCAAUAACGCGACGAGAGGCGCGAGUCCGGCUGGGGGAAAUGGGCCAGGCCCAAGUCAUCUGAGGGAGAGCGAGGCUAGCGGUGCAGCGAGCGAGUACCAGGUCAGGAAGGACCACCUCUGGGGCCCUUAGGUUUGCAGUUGCUGCGCAGUGUAAAUCUAAGCGCCCGCGUUGCCGUCGAGCCGGGCUGACUUGUGACAGGGUCGCGCGUCUUCGUCUGAGCGGUAUGUCUCGCCAAGCAGGGGCUUCUCGCUUGGGUCGUCGAGUAUGGCUGGUAGUGGUAGUGGUGUGUUGCGCGGUGCUGAGGCGAGGAUGGGGCCGCCGGAUACGCAGAGGGUUGUGCGUGAGGGCGAGGCUGCGAGGACGGCUAGUCCGGCGACGAGCCCAAGGAAGCAGCCGCCUGGGCGGAAGGGGAGUAUUUGGGAUAGUUUAUUCCAUGUUGAUGUAACUUAUCAGAAGUCGAGGUAGGGGACGUGUGUUUUUAUAUUCGUGUUUGGGUUAUCUAUCUAGCAUGGUGUUACGGAGGGGGAAGGGUCUCCGGAGACGCGAUUGAUGUUCUAGAAUGGGUUCAGACUGAGUACAUCAGUGGUCUAGGGGAGCGAAUGUAUUACUUGGAUUUCGAG